GUUCUUUCGAAGAAGGGACUUACUUGUAAACUUAUUUCACUAUAACUAAAUCAACUUAUCAGUCCCCAAACAUUCGUGCUCUCUUUCCUCUCCCAAGUCUGAACCCUAAUACACCUUCCCCACUCCGCCGUAAGACCUCGAUUCUCAGAUUUGUCUGAUUUUGCAACAUGACGAGAGUUUAUGUCGGGAAUCUAGACCCUCGUGUCACCGAAAGGGAACUCGAAGAUGAAUUCAGGAUCUUUGGCGUCCUCCGCAAUGUUUGGGUAGCUCGUAGACCACCGGGCUAUGCUUUCCUCGAGUUCGAUGAUGAAAGAGAUGCUCUGGAUGCAAUCAGGGCUUUGGAUGGGAAGAACGGGUGGCGUGUGGAGCUUUCUCACAAAGAUAAGGGAGGUCGUGGAGGUGGUGGCCGUCGUGGUGGUAUUGAGGACUCCAAGUGCUAUGAGUGUGGAGAGCCUGGUCAUUUUGCUAGGGAGUGUCGCCGUGGUCGAGGAGGCUAUGGGAGGCGUAGAAGCCCUAGCCCUCGUCGUAGGAGUCCUGAUUAUGGAUAUGGACGCAGGUGAGUUUUAACUAAAGUUCCAGCGAUGACUCCGAUCGAGAUGAAACAAGAGCAGGUUCGAUUCAAUCCCGAAGGAAGAAGCUACGAGGACGGGACAAAGGCAGGCUUGUUGAUCCAACUUGCCAAACAGGCGAGUUGGACGACUUGAUCGUUCCAACUUGCUCGUUCGGCAAGUUGGACGGUGCGUUCGGUUUGGAUGAUAGGGCCUUAUAGUUGUUUCGUUGUUCGGGAUCGUUUGUCCAAGGCCUGGAGUAACCUUUCUUGAAGAAUUAUCGUGUGAAUCCUUUUCGAAGUUGUUACGAAACUCGAUUUAGGUUCUUCCACUUCUCUUUUCUUUUGAAUUUUUAUUUCUUUCUUUUUUAAAAGAGGACAUUUCUUCGGAAGUUUUUGGCAUUGGUUUUGUCGUUACCGAUUUUGACCCCAACAAUAAAUUUCCUUUCUUUGAAGCUCACAGAGAAUCAAACGUGUCUAUACAUGAAGGACUGAGUCAUAUUUCUUGUUUUAUGGAUGAGUCUGAAUUUGAGUGAAGAGUUGAAGAAGCUGUUGAAAUAAGUGAUGUGUGACAUAGUGCUAGAAGAAGUCACAAGAGUUGUAGCAAAUGAUGUGCAACAACAAAUAAUUGUGUCUGAGGAAGCGACAGAGACUGAAGCAGAGUGUAUGACAUAGCCAGUGCUUGUAAUUUUGACCCAUAAUGAAACAUGAGCACAAUCUGAACAUAGAUUAAAUAUGUGGAGACUGUUGUAUCAGAUACAACGUUAUGACAAGGUAUGAGAAAGAAAUGAGCUUUUUUCAGAUUAUGUGAUUAUGUGGUUAACACAGUGGCUCAUGUUCCUGUCUUUAGCUACUGUGAAUCCAAACGGAAGUUCAGAAUAUGAAAUGGAAGUUCAGAAUAUGAAAUUGAGAAAUUUGUAAAUUAUGAUAGAUUUUAUGAGUCACGUAGAGGGUUGUUGGCUAGUGUAACUGCAGUGACUGUGCCAAAGACAUUUGCUGAAGCAAUAAUAUGUCCAAAAUGGCGAGAAGUAAUGAGAGUUGAGAUCGAGGCUCAUGAGAAGAACAAAAUAUGGUCAACUGAAUUGUUGCCCUAUGGCAAGCAGAUGAUCGAAUGCAAGUGUGUAUUCACAAUAAAGUAUAAUGCAAGAUCGAUUGAAAUGUAUAAGGCUCGACUUGUUACUUGUGGUAAUCAACAAGAAGAAGGAGUUGAUUACAAAUAAAUAGAUUGGUUCUUCAGGUUGCUGCAAGAAAGAACUGGAAACUUCAACAAAUGGAUGAACAUAAUGUGUUUCUUCAUUGAGGUUGUAUUUCAAUUACCAGGAGGUCUUUGAUUGGUUGGUUAGUACAAUCAGAUCUUCUCAUAUAUCUUGGAAGUCAAAGAAGUAGGAUGUAGUGGCUCUUUCGUCAGCCGAAGCAGAAUAUAUAGCUAUGGUUACUGUACUGAAUGACCUGAAGUGGAUUAAGGGUGUGUUAUUGCACACUCGGGGGCUAUGGAUAUUGGUGGUAGUAAAUAUGCUCUUCCACAUUGAAUACUUAAUAGAUUGAAUUGUCAAUCAGACUCUAGUUUAGUAAUGUUACUAAUUUUUAACUCUUUGACUUUUGUCAAAUCUAUAUAUAUAUAAAAAGAUUUUCUCAAUAAUCUAUAAAAAGAAAAUAUAGAUGAUGAUUGGUUCGACUGUGCCUGUAAAAAUUUAGCUGCAACAUUUAGCUGUAAAACUUUAGCCGUAAGUAAGUUGGUUGUAGUUGUAAAGUUGUUAGUGUAGAUUUUUAUGCAGAGAAUUUUGAUGUAGUUAAAGUUGUUGUAGCUGUAAACUAUAUGUUGUAGAUAUUUUAAAAUAAAAUAUGUGAAAUAUAAGAUGUAUAUAUAAAAUAAUUAUUUUUAUUAACUAAAAUAAUUUAUAUUAUAUUUUUUUAUAAAUUAUCAAUGUUUACAGUUAUUUAAAAUGUGACAUGUAUAUAAUAUUUAUGUUAUUUAAAAUAUUUCAAUAAUUUAAAAAAAUACUUAUUAUGAUUAUCUAAUUUAUUUUUAUAUUCUAGAUAUUUUUUUAUUUUACAGAUUAUAAAGCCUAUAAAAGAAAGAUGUAACUUUUUGUCUAAAAUACAUAAGAAAAAAAUUAUCUUUAAACUUUUUUGUUGUAACUUUAAAAGUAAAGCUAAAGCAUGAUUGGUAAAAAUUAAUAAAAACUUAAUGUAGAUUUUAUCUUUUAAAAAUAAAUCUACGACAUGAUUAGUAAAAUUUAGUGUUUUAAAAAUAAAUACAAUUAAAGUGGAGAGACAAAGUCCAACCAAUCAUCCUCAUAUAUACACAUAUGUUAGGUAAAGCAAAAAAAAAACUAGUGAAAAUGAUAAUUAAUGGUUAAUAAUAUUACCUCUUUAAAAUGAUUUGGUUGCACAACAUACUUUAUAUAUAUAUCUUAAAGAUUUUAUUUUGUAUAAUAACAAGAAUAUAAAACCACACUUUUCAAUAGAAGCACAUCACAAGAUUGUUUAAGACAUCAAAACCAUGAAAAUACAGGCAUCCUUGAUACUCAUGUUCAUCCUCUCUUUCUUUGCUUUACAUCAGUGUGCAAAGAUGAAUGUUAGAGGAAUAGAGGAUUCAAACAUAGUCAUAACAUCAAAUUGUGUUCAUGCUAGGUGUUCGAAAAUAUUUGUAAGAGAUUGUUGGUGCUGUCCAGGACGAGUUCGCAAAUGUUGGAAAGACGAAGCUUCAUGUAAUGCUAUAUGUCCUCGUCCUCCUCAUCUUCCUCCAAAAUAAUGAUUAAUAAAUCUUAAUGUAUUAGAAAUUGUUGUUCACCUUGUGACUCAAAUUAAAGUAUUAAAUAAUAAAAAUUAAAUUGUUUUACCUA
This is a messenger RNA of Brassica napus (rape), 3393 nucleotides long. RefSeq names its product serine/arginine-rich splicing factor RSZ21-like. Gene Ontology annotation, biological process: mRNA splicing, via spliceosome. The coding region runs from base 168 to 560 and encodes 130 amino acids. The record is from RefSeq and is a predicted model, not a curated record. Gene Ontology annotation, cellular component: nuclear speck. Lineage: Eukaryota; Viridiplantae; Streptophyta; Magnoliopsida; Brassicales; Brassicaceae. Gene Ontology annotation, molecular function: RNA binding; zinc ion binding. The transcript has 5 exons.